This is a messenger RNA of Fusarium keratoplasticum, 1344 nucleotides long. Its product is annotated as DNA helicase. Gene Ontology annotation, molecular function: DNA binding; 3'-5' DNA helicase activity; ATP hydrolysis activity. The record is from RefSeq and is a predicted model, not a curated record. NCBI's taxonomy places the organism in Eukaryota, Fungi, Ascomycota, Sordariomycetes, Hypocreales, Nectriaceae. Gene Ontology annotation, biological process: recombinational repair. Gene Ontology annotation, cellular component: nucleus. Bases 1 to 1344 code for a protein of 447 amino acids. The transcript has 2 exons.
AUGCUGGGCCCGAUAUUUUCAGCUUUGCGUGCAGCCGCACAAGCACGGCUUAAGCCAUACCCUGUAGAGCGACUGACUCAAGUCUAUUGUAUUCGUAGCGCUUACCGAUCGUUCACACAUACACCCACGCUCCAGCGGCAGCGAAAGAAGGCGCCGUUCACCCCAUCCAGGGAACAGAAGAGGGUCGCAAAACUCUGCCGUACGAAGAAUGUCGUCGUUUCGGCCCGACCUGGCUCAGGCAAAACCACUACAGCUGAAGCCAUCAUCGCGGCCCACCCGGAUUUGAGAGUACUUGUACUCACUUACUCAAAGCGACUUCAGCUGGAAACCCUUCGACGCCUUCGACGCUACCCCAACUGCGAGGUCUACACUUUUCACGCCAUGGCCGGCAAGCUUUUUGGGACCGUUAUACGCGACGACGCUGCUCUGUCAGAGGAGAGACGACGAGUCCUGGGUCGUAACGAACUUCCCAGAUGGAGCCCUGCGCCUUUCGACAUCAUUGUGUUGGACGAGUUCCAGGACUGCACCGAGCUCCUCUUUUGGUUGGCGAACUGCUUCAUACUGGCCAACAAUCAGAAGAUGGGUGGCGAACCCGCCCGUAUUGUCGUCCUGGGUGACGAAAGACAGUCCAUCUACGGAUUCCGCGGUGCUGACGACCGCUACCUUACUUUGGCUUCUGAACUACUGCGUCCUAUCAGUCCAUAUCCGUUUUCCAAGGCUCAGUUGAGCGAAAGCUUUCGCUUGUCGAUACAGUCAGUUCGGUUCAUAAACGAAGUUUUCCUUGGAGGCGAAUCAUGCAUCACAAGUACCAAGACAGGCCCCAAACCCAUUGUUCUGAGAUGCCACUCCUAUGACACCCAUGCAUUGGCGAAGCAGCUGUGGGCGUUAGUCAAGCGCCAUGGGGCUCAGAAUACUGCCAUCCUAGCGCCUGCUGUGCGAAAGCGAGGACCAGUUCAAGACGUGGUCAACGUCUUGUCCAAGAAGUACGGUGUACCAAUCGCCGUAUCAAUCGACGACGAAGUCCCUUUGGAUGACAGAGUCAUCGAAGGGAAGAUGUGUGUUUCCACCAUCCACCAGUUCAAAGGCAGCGAACGUGAUCUCGUGAUCUUGUUUGGGAUGGAUUCCUCGUUCUUUGAGUUUUUCGGUCGCAACCUCCCGGAUGAUCGAUGCCCCAACGAGGUUUUUGUUGCUUUGACCCGUGCCAGGGAACAGCUCGUCUUGGUUCACCACAACAGCCAGAAGUUGAUGCCUUUUGUCUCUGCUCAAGCUCUAUAUGAGACAGCGGAUGUCAUUGACAUGACAACAGAGCAGGGUAGAAUACGGCCUGUCAUUAUCGCCAAGUAG